CUGAUAUCAAUAUGAGAAUCCAGACCGUUAUCCUUGGCUGUGCCAUCUUGGCCGUUUGCUUGAUCAGGAGCAGCGAUGCCGCUUGUGCCGACCCAGCCGCAUGUACACCUACGGAGUGUCAAGAUCCUGCCAAUGCCGCGGAGCCAACCUGUCAAACAACAACUCCUGCACCACAGCCAACAACUCCAGCAGCAGGAGGAGUCACAACAACAGCCAGUUCCGAUACAACAACAACAACUACAGUAUCAUCAUCAGUGUCAGCUACAACUACUGCCGAGUACGCUGCUUUGCUGCGUUUGAGGCGCAGACUCCGCCGUAUCCUGCGCCAACGUCGCUUGGCCGCACGCAGGAGGCGCUGGGUUACCAGAAGGAGAGCUGCUGGAAGAAGGAGGGCUCAGCUGAUGGCCCCCAGGAGACGCGUAAACAACAGAGUCAACAGGAACGGCAGACGCCAAAACAGAAUUGGUUAAGCAAUUCUAUGCAAAAACUAUGCACAUGUCAAUUGAAUAAAUAUAUUAAAAUGCAUUGCUAAUACAUUUUAAA
Messenger RNA from Drosophila innubila, 543 nucleotides. Its product is annotated as probable transcription-associated protein 1. Bases 12 to 470 code for a protein of 152 amino acids. The transcript has a single exon. NCBI's taxonomy places the organism in Eukaryota, Metazoa, Arthropoda, Insecta, Diptera, Drosophilidae. The record is from RefSeq and is a predicted model, not a curated record.